Messenger RNA from Setaria italica (foxtail millet), 1787 nucleotides. RefSeq names its product berberine bridge enzyme-like 18. NCBI's taxonomy places the organism in Eukaryota, Viridiplantae, Streptophyta, Magnoliopsida, Poales, Poaceae. Gene Ontology annotation, molecular function: oxidoreductase activity; FAD binding. Bases 21 to 1640 code for a protein of 539 amino acids. The record is from RefSeq and is a predicted model, not a curated record. The transcript has a single exon.
UGCAAGACGAAGCAGCCAAGAUGGCAACGUUCAGAGGCCUAGCCGCACUAGCGCUCAUCCUCACCUUCUCCUCUUGCUGUUACCUCACCACUCCAACCUCGGCUACGCCUGACUCCGACGGCUUCCUGCAGUGCCUGUUGGGGAACAUCCCCAGCGGGCUCAUCUACACGCAGGGCGCGAGCAACUUCACCGACGUGCUGGCGUCCUCCGUCCAUAACCCCAGGGUCUACACCGGCGACAUGGUGCGGCCGCUCUGCAUCGUCACGGCCACCGACGCCUCCCACGUGCAGGCCGCCGUGCGCUGCGGCCGCGCGCACGGCGUGCGCGUCCGCGUCCGCAGCGGCGGGCACGACUACGAGGGCCUCUCGUACCGGUCCCUGCAGCAGGGCGAUGUGUUCGGGGUGGUCGACCUCGCCGGCAUCCGCGCCAUCACCGUCGGCUCCGACGCCGUGUGGCCGCUGGCUCCCACGGCGUGGGUCGAGUCCGGCGCGACGCUCGGGGAGCUCUACUACACGGUCGCCAAGAACAACUCCGAGGUCGCGUUCCCGGCCGGCAUCUGCCCGACCAUCGGCGUCGGCGGCCACUUCAGCGGCGGCGGGAUCGGCAUGCUGAUGCGCAAGUUCGGCCUCUCCAUCGACAACAUCCUCGACGCCAAGCUGGUGAACGCCGAUGGCGACCUCGUCGACCGGGCGGCCAUGGGGGAGGACCUCUUCUGGGCCAUCCGCGGCGGCGGCGGCGGGAACUUCGGCAUCGUCGUGUCGUGGAAAGUGAGCCUCGUCAAGGUCCCGUCCACCGUCACGGCGUUCAACAUCGUGAGGACGGUGGACCAGGGCGCCAUCGACGUCCUGACCAGAUGGCAGGAGGUUGGGCCGACGCUCCCCUUCGACAUCAACAUGCGGGUGAUCAUCAUGGGACAGCAGGUGACGUUCCAGUCCCUGUACCUCGGCAAGUGCAGCGACGUCGUGCCGAUGCUGAGCAACCUCUUCCCGGAGCUGGGCAUGACGGGCGGCGACUGCCUCGAGAUGACCUGGCUGCAGUCAGUGGUCUUCUUCAACUCCUGGAACCCCAACGCGCCGGUGGAGUCGCUGCUCAGCCGCGGCACCAGCCUGAGCACCUUCACCAAGAACAAGUCCGACUACGUCCGGCGUGCCAUCGCCAAGGACGAUUGGAACAAGAUCUUCCCCUGGUUCGCCAUGGACGGCGCCGGGAUGAUCAUCCUCGAGCCACACGGGGGGUUCAUCGACACCAUCCCGGCGUCGGCGACGCCGUACCCGCACCGGAGCGGGGUGCUGUACAACAUCCAGUACAUCACCUUCUGGCCUUGGGGCAACGACGGCUCGGCGGCGACGAGCUGGAUCAACAACUUCUACGACUUCAUGGGGCAGUACGUGUGCAAGAACCCGAGGGUGGCGUACGUGAACUACCGGGACCUGGACAUCGGCGUGAACACGGUGGUCAACGACGUCACCACGUUCGACGGCGGCAAGGUGUGGGGCGAGAAGUACUUCGCCGGCAACUUCCGAAGGCUCGCCGCGGUGAAGGCGGCGGUGGAUCCAACCGACUUCUUCAGGAGCGAACAGAGCAUCCCGCCAUUGGUCCAAGGCAAUCGUUGGGGAAAGCGUUUGGGCUUACACGAAUAGUGCGAACUCUUGAAUCUUGAAGUGAUGUAACUUCUGUUUCAGGUCGUUCCGUUGGUAUGAGCCGGUAGUGUAGAACCUAAGUACCUGACUGUUUCUGAAUGAAUGAGGACAAGAAUUGCACGCCUGCACGUACUUUUUAUGAGGAAA